AUGGAAUUUACUUCGCCGGUACAACGUCGUCUCGAAAUCGUUCAAUCUCACCUCGAUUCUUCUCCGUCCAACGUUCCAACCUCUCUCUUCCUCAACUCCACCGCUUCCGCUUUUCCCGAGGAUGGCUACAGUGUUGUGCUUCCAGAAAAGCUUGACACUGGGAAAUGGAACGUUUACAGAUCUGCAAGGUCGCCAACGAAGCUCGUUAGCAGAUUCAAGGAUCAUCCUGAAAUCGGGACUUUACAUGACAACUUUCUACAUGCUGUUGAAUCAUUUCCUGAUAACAAGUAUCUUGGUACACGUGUUCGGCCUGAUGGAACCAUUGGAGAGUACACAUGGAUGACAUAUGCGGAAACAGCUUCUGCACGAGAAGCAAUAGGUUCAGGACUUUUGUUUCACGGAAUUGACCAAGGAGCUUGCAUUGGACUCUAUUUUAUCAACAGACCAGAGUGGAUGGUUGUGGAUCAUGCUUGCGCAGCAUACUCAUUUAUCUCUGUUCCUUUAUACGACACACUUGGUCCAGACGCUGUUAAGUUUGCUGUGAACCAUGCUACUAUUCAGGCUAUAUUUUGUGUACCUGAAACCUUGAAUACUUUGCUAAGUUUCCUAUCGGAAAUCCCAUCCAUUCGUCUUGUUGUGGUGGUGGGAGGAGCGGACGAGCAUUUGCCAUCACUUCCUGCAGGAUCUGGAGUUAAAAUUGUAUCAUACCAAAAGCUAAUGAGUCAGGGUCGCACUAGCUUACAUCCCUUCAUCCCUCCAAAGCCUGAAGACAUUGCAACCAUAUGCUACACAAGUGGAACCACAGGAACACCAAAGGGUGUUAUGCUAACUCAUGGAAACUUGAUCGCAAAUGUCGCCGGUUCCGCAACGGAUAAUGACUUUUUACCUGAUGAUAUUUACAUAUCAUAUCUUCCUUUGGCACACAUAUAUGAACGUGCAAACCAGAUUAUGGGUGUGUAUGGUGUUGCUGCUAUCGGUUUCUAUCAGGGGGAUCAUCUCAAACUGAUAGAUGAUUUGGCUGUGUUAAGGCCAACAGUGUUCUGUAGUGUCCCUCGCUUAUACAAUCGAAUAUAUGAUGGAAUUACAAAUGCUGUAAAAGCAUCCGGACCUGUGAAAAGAAGGCUUUUCCAAGUUGCGUUUAACGCAAAGAAGCAAGCGAUCAUGAAUGGUCGGAUUCCGUCUCCAUUUUGGGACAGACUGGUGUUCAACAAAAUAAAAGACAAGCUUGGUGGACGUGUUCGCUUCAUGGGGUCUGGUGCUUCUCCAUUGUCACCCGAUGUCAUGGAUUUCUUGAGAGUAUGCUUUGGAUGUUCGGUGCGUGAAGGGUAUGGUAUGACCGAGACUUCCUGUGUCAUAAGCGCUAUGGACGAAGGUGACACUGUAUCUGGCCACGUCGGAUCCCCUAAUCCAGCGUGUGAGGUAAAACUUGUGGACGUUCCUGAAAUGAAUUACACAUCAGAAGAUCAACCAUACCCACGUGGUGAAAUCUGUGUUAGAGGGCCAAUCGUCUUCAAAGGCUACUACAAAGAUGAAGAACAAACGAGAGAAAUGAUUGAUGUGGAUGGCUGGCUUCACACCGGAGAUAUCGGGCUGUGGUUACCCGGUGGUCGGCUCAAGAUCAUUGACAGGAAGAAAAACAUAUUUAAGUUGGCGCAAGGGGAAUAUAUAGCACCAGAGAAAAUCGAAAAUGUUUAUGCCAAGUGUAAAUUUGUUGCCCAGUGUUUCAUUCACGGUGAUAGCUUCAAUUCCCAUCUGGUUGCUGUAGUUUCAGUAGAUCCAGAUGUUAUGAAAGAUUGGGCUGCAUCGCAAGGCAUCAAGUAUGAGCAUAUCGGAGAGCUUUGUAACGAUGCAAGAGUGCGUAAGGCUGUUCUGUCCGAGAUGGACAACGUUGGAAGAGAAGCUAAGCUGAGAGGAUUUGAGUUUGCAAAGGCUGUGACUUUAGUGGCAGAACCAUUCACCUUAGAGAAUGGACUUCUGACACCAACAUUCAAGAUAAAGAGACCUCAAGCAAAAGCUUACUUUGCAGAUGCAAUAUCCAACAUGUAUGCAGAAAUCGCAGCCUGGGACCCUAUUCCCUCUAAAAUGUGA
This is a messenger RNA of Microthlaspi erraticum, 2088 nucleotides long. The record is from the annotation of a GenBank genome assembly. Lineage: Eukaryota; Viridiplantae; Streptophyta; Magnoliopsida; Brassicales; Brassicaceae.